Messenger RNA from Scleropages formosus (Asian bonytongue), 1827 nucleotides. RefSeq names its product follistatin-A-like. Gene Ontology annotation, molecular function: extracellular matrix binding; calcium ion binding; collagen binding. Lineage: Eukaryota; Metazoa; Chordata; Actinopteri; Osteoglossiformes; Osteoglossidae. The transcript has 6 exons. Bases 119 to 1168 code for a protein of 349 amino acids. Gene Ontology annotation, biological process: anatomical structure development. The record is from RefSeq and is a predicted model, not a curated record.
ACCCCCUUAUAGAUUUAAAAAGAGAGGCAGCUUCCCCAGACUGACAUUCAUCCAACAGUGCCAUCGUGAGCAGACAGAUCAGCCACAGCCCACUGACACUCCACUUUGCUCCACCACCAUGCUGCGGAUGGUAAAGAAAUACCAGCUUCACCCGGGUAUCAUCGCGUUAUUGGUAUGGCUCAGUCACCUCAUAGAAGACCACAGGGUGCAGGCCGGUAACUGCUGGCUCCAGCAGGGGAAGAACGGACGCUGCCAGGUGCUCUACAUGUCCGGAAUGAGCCGAGAGGAUUGCUGCCGGAGUGGCAGACUGGGCACAUCGUGGACCGAGGAGGACGUGCCCAACAGCACAUUAUUCCGCUGGAUGAUCUUCAACGGAGGGGCCCCAAACUGCAUACCUUGCAAAGAAACGUGCGACAGCGUGGACUGCGGCCCGGGGAAGAGGUGUAAGAUGAACAAGAGGAACAAGCCACGCUGCGUGUGUGCUCCGGACUGCUCCAACAUCACCUGGAAAGGGCCCGUUUGCGCCACGGACGGCAAAACCUACAGGGAUGAAUGCGCCUUUCUCAAAGCCAGAUGCAAGAGCCACCCCGACCUCGAGAUCCAGUACCAGGGCAAAUGCAAAAAGACCUGCCAUGACGUCCUGUGCCCGGGCAGCUCCUCGUGCGUCGUGGACCAGUCCAACAAUGCGUACUGCGUGACGUGUAACCGGAUUUGCCCCGAAGUGACGUCACCGGAUCAGUACCUGUGUGGAAACGACGGUAUCGUCUAUUCAAGCGCGUGCCACUUGCGGAUGGCAACCUGCCUUAAGGGCAAGUCCAUUGGAGUGGCAUACGAAGGGAAAUGCAUAAAGGCCAAAUCAUGCGAUGACAUCAAGUGCAGCGCAGGGAAGAAGUGUCUGUGGGAUACAAGGAUGGGAAGGGGGCGAUGCUCCGUGUGUGAGGAGGUGUGUCCAGACAGUCGGCCCGACGAGGUCGUCUGUGCCAGCGAUAACGCCACGUACCCCAGCGAAUGUGCCAUGAAGCAGGCGGCCUGCUCUAUGGGGGUUCUCCUGGAAAUUAAGCAUUCGGGAUCUUGCAACUCCAUUACUGAAGACGAGGAGGAUGAGGAAGAUGAUGAAGACCAGGACUACACGACUUAUUUCCGUUUAUCGCCAAUACUGGAUGGAUAAACGUCUAUCAGUAGCGAACCAGCCCUAUGUCAAGACUCAUGUCGAUACUGUACAUACGUGUAUGCUUAUUUAUUUUUAAGAAAGAAGAAGUAUACGUAUAGUUCAGUCUGCUAGAUGUUUAUUUAUACUUUGUGUUUUAUAAUUUAUACAUUUACAAUGUCUCGCUGAUUAUAUAUACAUUGUAAUUUUGUAAUUUCCAAAGAAAAAACAGUGUUAUUUAUUAUGGGGUACAACGCGACUAUGUAAAGUAUGAAUCUUCUGCAAGCUGUAAAUUGCAUUCCGUGAGCUGUAUAAUUCUGCUUAUUGCUGUCAUUGUCUUCAGAUGAUAAUUUCACACACACAAACGCAUGUUAGCCUGCGUGUCUAUUUAUCGGGACUCCAUCGUUCGGUGUACAAAAAUGCCUUUUGUUUACAAUUCACAACUGACCAAAGGGACUCAAUUGUUCUGGAAAAAAAAAGUUCUUAAUAUGGAACAGCAAGUAGAUUUUUAUUUCUUCCCCCAACAAAAAUUAGCUUAGUUUUCUAAUGCCUUAAGAUAGAGGGCAAACACAAAUACAUCUCUUUUUCUUUCAAAUUGUAUCUUUAUCCCACACAGUUUGCUCUUUGUGCCACCUGUUUGUCUAAGAAUACAACUGUUGUUCUGCUCCAUAGGACUUACA